AUGCCUGUCGUACCUUCCAAUUCUAACUCUCGUGUCCUCGUCACCGGCGCCAACGGUUAUGUGGCUUCAUGGAUUGUUCGCACGCUUCUGGAGCAAGGAUACAUCGUCCGUGGCACCGUACGUUCGGCCAGCAAAGGGAAGCAACUGAAAGAAAUCUUUGCUUCUUACGGUGAUAAAUUUGAGUGGGUCGUUGUGAAUGAUAUAACAAAGGAUGGUAUCUUGGAUGAAUGUGUGAAAGAUGUGGAUGCAAUAGAGCACACCGCCUCUCCUGUCUGCCCAGAGAACCAAGAGGACCCUCAAGGCAAAUCAUCUGUGAAGCGCGUGGUCCUGACGUCUUCCGCGGCGGCUCUUCUGAGAACGUUUACUGGCUACACCGUUAUCGACGAGACUUGCUGGGGCGAUGAAUACGUCAAGAUUAUUGAGGAGAUCGGAGCGAAAGCUCCGUGGAUUAUAAAAUAUAUGGCGUCGAAGACAUUAGCGGAGCGCGCCGCCUGGGAUUUCUACGAAAAGCAUAAAGCUAGCAUUGGCUGGGAAAUGGUUGUUCUGAACCCUACUCAUCCGUCCCUUCAAGACUUUGAAAAAUUAGGAGAAGAAACACUAUCCUUGCAGAGAUGGUAUAGCUACGCGUGCCUCGAGCAGUCAGACGACAAUCUGAAAUCGACCUGGGCGUAUGUUGAUGUCCGAGACGUGGCAGCAGCACAUGUCGAGUCCAUCAAAAAGGAAGCAGCAGGCGGAGAGAGAAUCCUCCUUUCCGCUGACUCUUCUACAUGGCAGGAAACACGCAAUUUGAUGUUUUCCCUCAGACCUGACCUAUAUAGAAAGGGACUGCUUUCCCGUGGUAACCCAGAGCUUAAAUCCGAAGUUCUCCUGGUAUUUAAUUCGAAGAAAGCUAAAAAUAUAUUGGGAAUAGAGUACAGGAGCCUCCAAGAAUCCACAAUAGCGACUAUAGAGGAAUACGAGAAGAGGGGACUACUUGACCAAAUACAUCGUGUCGAGUAA
Molecule: messenger RNA, 999 nt
Organism: Psilocybe cubensis
Lineage: Eukaryota; Fungi; Basidiomycota; Agaricomycetes; Agaricales; Agrocybaceae
Exons: 7
Coding region: 1-999 (332 amino acids)
Molecular function (GO): oxidoreductase activity, acting on the CH-OH group of donors, NAD or NADP as acceptor
Source: RefSeq, a predicted model, not a curated record